Molecule: messenger RNA, 4171 nt
Organism: Bemisia tabaci
Lineage: Eukaryota; Metazoa; Arthropoda; Insecta; Hemiptera; Aleyrodidae
Biological process (GO): regulation of transcription by RNA polymerase II
Cellular component (GO): nucleus
Molecular function (GO): protein binding
Source: RefSeq, a predicted model, not a curated record
CACUAGUCGAUUUCAAGUUUGAAAAUGGAUCAGUUUUCGUAUGGAGAUAACUUUUUUCUUGAUGUAUGGACGGGUUUAAUACCUUUUCAAGAGCCUCCUCACAUGUAAUGUACUUAAAUAGGGAAGCUCUGAUCAUUGAGAUCAUUGAUUGGUUUAAGAAAAUUGAUAUUGCUAGAGCUCCUGGCCAUUAAAUCACAAUAUAUUUUGAGCUUUCCUCCAAAAAAUGAACAACGACCAGCAUUAUUGUUUACGGUGGAACAAUUUUCAAACAAAUGUUGUAUCAGAACUUGAAUCUUUUUGGAAUGAUGAAAAUUUUGUUGAUGUGACUCUCUCUUGCGGAGCAAAACAAAUCAAAGCUCACAAGUUAAUUCUAUCUGCUUCUAGUCCAUACUUCAAACAAAUUUUCCAGGAUAACCCAUGCAAGCAUCCUAUAGUCAUGCUGCAAGAUGUUGAUCCUAAUAUAUUGAAGCUAAUUCUGGAGUAUGUGUACACUGGAGCUGUAAAUGUGUCUGAAAAACUCAUGCCAUCUCUCUUACGUACAGCUGAUAUGCUUCACAUACGGGGUCUCACAGAAACCUCUUCAACUUCAGUUCCUAUGUCAACAUCUUCAGUCGAAAAUAUCAAAAGAGAGGUUCCAGACUGUGAGCAAGAGGUCAUGCCUCCAGUCAAAAAAAUGUCGCGGAAGUCAACUCUCCUUGAUGAACCAAGGAUUAAUCAUUUUGAGGAGCUGAAAAAUGUUGUUGAAGGUACAAGUGAAACUUGCUCUAGGAAAUCGCAACUAUUUAACCCAGAAAUUCUCAGUAACAAUCACGUUGAGUCCCAGAGCUCCAGUAUGGAGUUUCAAGGAAACACGGAUUCCCUUGAGGGAGCAGCAAAUAUAUUCAAUUUCCCUGGAGAAGUAAUUGCCGAUGUCACCAUUAAAAGUGGUUCAGAAGGAUCUCGAUCUCAUUCUCUAGAUCCUCGCCCUUGUCCAGUCUGUGGACAUGUUUACAGCAAUCUAUCAAAUUUACGACAGCAUAUUAGACUAAUUCACAAUCCAGAGUGUGUGACGUGUCCUUUGUGCUCCAAGACUUUCAAAAACAAGUUGUACCUCAAAAGACACUUGAUUAGUUUUCAUGAACUAGCACCACCCUCGCAAGACCAAGACCGUGCCAAAGCAGCCAUGUAUAGUAACCUCUUAAAUAAUGCCGCCUUGUCCUCUGAUCAAAAUAGUAAUCCAGUUGAUCCGCGAUCAUACUCCCAUGUUAUGUCCACGCAAGGAAUUAGUCCAAGAAGGAGACAUGACGAAAUCAAUAGCAUGUUGUUUGGGCAUCAAAAAAACCUAAUUAAUCCCCAAAAAAGCACAUUUUUUGAUCAAAGCUUAGAUGAUAAAUUAGAAACUCCCAUGGAUACGAACAGUAAUUGUUAUAACGAGUUUCACCCUUAUGGUGCUGUGUUGGAUAAGAGUAUAAUGAACAAUAAUCAUGAUACCCUGUCAUCGCACAACAAACAAUCAGUCCUAGCCCAGGGGAAGCACCAAUAUUUACAGAGUCCUGUAACUUCCUCAAAUAGUCCAUCAAAUCCCGUCCAAAACUAGUAAGCUUAGUCAUUUUCUUGGUCUUGCAUUUUUCUUGUCUCUCAAUUCUUGUAGCUCUCUUCUUUAUCCUGAUCCUUAAGUAUACACAAUGAAAGUAGCAGCUGGUAUCUCGACAGUGAAACUAUCAGACCACAUAAGUAUCUUGUGUGCGGUGUUUAAAAAUCUCUUCUCCCAUUUAAUUUUUUUGACGGAGAGCAAAUCGAUAUCAUUCCUUGGAGUAUUCAGAGCUUUCCUCUCACAGGGAAAAAUUGAUGUUGGGUGGUUUUCCAUUUAAAAAAUAAAGUAUGACAGAAAGUUUGCAUUGUUGCAAACCGAGAUACGUGGUCUGGUUUUUUGCUGUCAAUAUACUGUAUUGGUGCAUAACAACUGAAAAACAUACACACAACUAUUUUUGAGUUUAAGGUAAAUGUCUGCAGUUUCUCAAUUUGAUCUCAUUUCAUAACCAGAUAAAUCCCUCUGUUCCAGGGAACUCUCUAAGAGUUGAAAGAAUACUUCGAGUCCUUUCCUCAUGCACAAUAAUAGAUUUUAAACUAUAACUGACUGUAAUAACCAAAUGGCAUUUCAAAGACUUUGAACUUUAAAAAUUUGCUUUAGAUAGCUUUAAAUUUUUGAAAAAAUGCUAUCUCAGUAAAUACGAGUUGCUGAUUGUCUGGUCAAGACAGAAAAUAAUUUCACAGGUAACAGACAACUUACCUUGUGGUAGAAGUGAUCACAGGAAUCUUUUAUGGGAAAUAUGUAUGUGACUGUCCACAGAGAAAGGGAACUUAGUCCACGAAAAUUCAUAAUCGGGUAAUACAAAGGCUGUCCCAAAAGAGCUGGGAGUUGGCCUGCUCUGAGCAAACUAUUGAAAAUAUUAGAAUACAGUUUGCAUGAUUUUGUAGUUUAUUUUAUUAGCUUUCUAAUGAGCCCUUGUUGAACUCAUUUGAUGAAAAAUUCACAUUUUUACAGCGAUUUUUCGGCAACAUAUAUACGCAAACCCCCUGGAAUUUUCGCGUCAUUUUUUAUUUAAUCUCCACCUCCUUUCUGUGAGGACAAACAAACACUCAAAAUGAAGUUUGCCCAUUUUCAGAAGCAAGAUGCGACUGCAAAAGCUAAUCAAUUAAGCUACAAGUUCCUGCAAACCGUAUUUCAAUAUCUAUAAUACUUGCACAGAUCAAGGCAACUCUCAGUUUUUUUGGGACGGCCUUUGUAGAUAUCACAUCAUUUAAGGGAGUCCUUCAAACAUCUCAUCACAAAAAACAAUGUUUUUUUUCAAUUUACUCCUGUUUGGGCCUUAAGUGGUAUUAGAACAAUACCUGGUGCUUUGAUGAGUACAAUUUACUCAUACGCAGCUUUUAAAAUUUUGAUGUUUUGAUGAUACACAAGUGUCAUCAGUAGUUAGUAGGAAAUUUCCUCUGGCACCAAACAAUUUGAAGUGACUAGCCGAACUUCUGAUAAAUCUCUCUAUACCAUCAAUGUACAUUGAUUCAAUUUUUGAUGUCUGAUCGGUAGGUUCUAGUAUAGUAUUUUAAGGUUGCUCUCUGCUUUGUGCGGAAUAGCCCUCAGGUAAUCUUACUAAGUGUACGUAGUAAGUGUCUAAGAUUAGAAAUUUAAUUGGUAUUCAAAACCACGAUAACUGAAAUCUUCAAGUGGUAUGUCUUUAUAUUGCUGUCUAGAUUUAGCUGGCCACUUCUAAGAGCUGAAGCUGGCAUCGUUGUAUACAUAAAUUUGGCUGUGCAAUAUUAAUAUCCUUCUAUUUAAAUCCUAGGAAUUCACUUAUAAAUUUUAUAAUCCUAAAUAGACCAGUUUUAAUUGCUUGUGUGGGUAUUAGUCUUCGGUUUCAUGAUGAACUCUUCAAAAAAAAAAAAAAAAAAAGAAAUCAGUAGAAAGAAUGCUUCUGGCAUUAGGGUUCAACUUUAUGCAAGAUAUUUGCCCUUUUUUUCAUCAUUGAUCUAAGUGUCUGUUACAAAACUCCACGAAUCACCCACAAAAUGCGGUGUUAAAUUUUUAUUCGAUGAAAAUUUUAAUCUUGUCCCAGUUCAUUUUUCGCAACAAUCCUCCAGCCUCGAUGGCAUUUACAAAUUUCAUUUGUCAUGACUGAAUCACUUUUACGUUCCUCUUGCAUUAAGUUAAUGGUGCAUACUUCUUUUUAUUCAAAGUAUAAAUAUGUUACUUUGCCCUUUCGUUAACAGAUAAUUGUGUGUCAUUUAUUAUUAAGUUUUUAUUUUAUUCAUAUUUUUUCCCCCCUCAUAAAAAUUCAAUGGACUAAAAAAACCUAAAACAGUAGUAAUAUGAAAUGAUGUUUAAGUCUUCUUCCGCUUGAGUGAUUUUGAAGCAAACCCUGUAGGUAUAGCCAGUUGAGAGAAAAUUUUUUGACUCCAGUAGAAGUGGUUUGGUGUGACGAAGUACAGGAGUUCUUUUAUCAUAUAACUAAGUUCAUAGUUUGCCAUUGAAGACAAAGUGUAAAAUUAUCCUAUUAGUUAUUUAAUUCACCUCAAUCAUCAUGUUCCCAAAGUAGAUUUUUCAAUUGAACUCUACAUCAUAUGUUUCUAUUGGAAUUACUUAAUCGUGCCGUUUGUAUUUUAUGUAAAAAAAUAAAAUGACCUACGAAUUUGA